AUGUUAUCCUGCGCACUAAGAACAAUAUGGGGUCUCCGUGGACCCUUGACUGUUCUUCUAUCAGGCUGGAACUGGGUCGUAGGAAGUAAAAUGCAGCCAGUCACAGCCCGAGAAUGGUGGCCAAAUACCUCCGUUCCUGCGACUCCACGCGCCCUCACGGAAGACCAACGUCUCGAAGCCAUCGAAAAACUAUGGAUGGAGAGCGAAACACCUUCAGAGCCAUACUGCGUCUACCUCAACCAAGCUCUCCUCUACCUCCGUCAAAGCUUCAAUUUGAUCAGCCAACUCACCUUACCCGAACGCUAUCCGCCCAUGACAGCAGUGCCAUACUCCAUCGACGACACCACCAUCUCCACGCUCACCGACCGUGGCGCUAUAUUCGUCUGGGCGACCCGCAUACCCCGCGAGUUUAUCGCUCUCAUCGAGGCUAAAAACGCGCACGCACUUGUCAUACUAGCCCACUACGCCGUCUUGCCGGGCCGAGUGAGGAAUGUAUGGUGGCUGGAGGGUCUAGGAGCUGACAUCGUAACGGCGGUUGCGAUGGCGCUGGGUAGGGAGAAUUGGGCGUUGAUUGAGUGGCCUGCGGGGGUUGUGGGUGUGGAUUUGGAGAACGCGUUUGGGGUGGGAAGGAGGAGGGACAGACUCGAGGGCAGCCCUUCUGAGAUGCAUAUGGAUGUUAUAUGA
Messenger RNA from Alternaria atra, 684 nucleotides. RefSeq lists its product as uncharacterized. Gene Ontology annotation, biological process: regulation of transcription by RNA polymerase II. The coding region runs from base 1 to 684 and encodes 227 amino acids. The transcript has a single exon. The record is from RefSeq and is a predicted model, not a curated record. Gene Ontology annotation, molecular function: DNA-binding transcription activator activity, RNA polymerase II-specific. Lineage: Eukaryota; Fungi; Ascomycota; Dothideomycetes; Pleosporales; Pleosporaceae.